UCGGUCCGUAACAACAGCAUCAGCUCAUCUCGUGGCACACUUGACGUCUACCAUCGCGCAAGGGUGGUUGUGGUUUUUUUGCUUUCGGAUACCCUACGGGUUCCAGUGGUGAUCCGAUCGGUCGUUGUCGAUCGAGGCAAAAUAGCGACGGGUUAAACGAAACGGGAGUUCAUUUUGUUUUCCAUAGUGCCGCCAAACGCAGCAGCGUUUCGAACGAGUGAAGUGAAUUAAUUAUCUACGCGAGACGGGCGUACGUGGAGAAUUCGAAGUCACACCUCUUUUUUGGCAGUUGAGUUGCUCUGUGAAACAAGUGCUACAUGUGCUGCUGGUGAUCAAGUGUUUUUGAACCUUUUGGGAUUUGUCCAGAGGGUGCAGCGUGCCCAGCGAACCACGACCGAAAGUGAUUUGUGUUGUUGAUUAUUUAUGAAACAUUUGACAAACCUAUACUAAUUAAUUAGUGUAUGUUCAUAGUGUUAUUAUCAGGAUUAUUAUUAAAAUUGUCCAUAUUUGUGUAAGAGAUUUUAACGAGAGGCAAUUGGUUUGACGUUCGAAAAGUGACAUAUGUCAAUUGAGAGUGCGAACAAACGGGGGAGUAAGUGUUUGUUAAUUAAUUUAUAACAUCAAAAAUUAAGACGAUGGUGCGGAUUCUAGCAUGCGUACGACGAAGUGCGAGUGCUUGGUAGUGAUCGGUUCUUAACAACCUGGUGGUUAGGUUAACAACGAUUAAACUGCAUGACACAGAGCCAGGCAUAUCGACGCCGGAAGUGACACAACAAAGUGUGAACGUGAAAUUUGUCGACUUCCCUUUCGAGCAAGCAAUCAGAAGGAAGUUGUGAGCCUACUGGAGUAGAAGAGUAGUUCACACCCAAGCAGACAGAGGGGGGCUCGUUUUGAGUGUGUGCGCCAAACGAUUCCUAAAGAGGAGUUAAUUCUCAUAAUUGUGAUAAAUAAUCUGCUCCUGUACAAAAGAUUUAUUAACAACUUGGGUCGGAUUGAGCCUCGCACUACUGGGGCAGCGAGGCAGUCGUUAGAAGCAAAGUGUGAUCUGCGACACCUAGGUCGAUUCAUCCGGGCCACCCAGAGCCAACUAGUCACUAAUGCGCUCGGUGGAUGAGAUGGCAACGUCCCACAUUUUAUCCGCCAUUGAUCCCCUGAUGACGGCAUCGAGUAACGGCGGUUCACCGGUGGGUGCGACAUCGAACGGCAGCAGCAUGUCACAGUCGGUUGGCAGUGGUGGCGGUGGCAGCACGCUCGGUGGCCACGGAGGACGUGGAGGUGGUGGUGGUGGGGCUGGCAGCAGAGAACAAAACCUUUCGGUCACGCUGGACGAUCGUGAUCUGUGGUUGCGGUUUCAAAACCUCACCAACGAGAUGAUUGUCACCAAAAAUGGACGUCGGAUGUUUCCCGUGGUAAAGGUGACCGCCACCGGUUUGGAUCCCACCGCCAUGUACACCGUGCUGCUGGAAUUUUCUCAGGUCGAUUCACAUCGCUGGAAGUACGUCAACGGUGAAUGGGUUGCAGGUGGUAAGGCGGAAGCUCCUCCCCCGAAUCCAGUAUAUGUCCAUCCAGAGUCACCAAAUUUCGGGCAGCACUGGAUGAAGGAACCCAUCUCGUUCGCUAAGGUUAAACUCACUAACAAAACCAACGGAAAUGGUCAAAUCAUGCUGAAUUCACUCCAUAAAUACGAACCACGAGUCCACCUAGUCCAAGUAGUUUCCGAACAACGCGAGCAAAGGAACGUUCAUACAUAUCCCUUCCCAGAAACGCAGUUCAUCGCGGUGACGGCUUAUCAGAAUGAGGAAGUAACUUCCCUCAAGAUCAAAUAUAAUCCGUUUGCAAAGGCAUUCCUCGAUGCCAAGGAACGUCCCGACUCGGUGUACUCGAGGGAAAACUCCACCUACGGUUGGUUGAAUUUCCAUCCAUCAUACGCAACGGCUCAGUCUCCCCUUCCAACUGCCGAACGCUACCAGCAUACCACGAUCCGUACCAAUCGAGUUGCACCCUACACGACUCAACGAUCGCGAAGUACCAGCGGGAGUGCCUCCCCACAAGCAACUCCCUACCUACAGCUCGAAUCAGUUCCAUCGCCAGUUUUCUCCUCCUACUCGAGCGCAUGGCAAUCGCAACCAUCGGCUGCCACCGGAUCCUAUUGGACUAGUCAAACCACCAAUCCGGGUAGCCCGAACUCAAUAGCCCCCAACAUAUCACCGACUCCAUCGAACGGGUCUCCAAAUUAUGCGACUUCUUCGCCAACCUACUCCUCACAUCAUUUGUCUUCACACAAUAGCCAAUACAAUACACCGACUUCCAGCUCAUCGACGGGUCCCACUUCGGCUCAGAUCGAUGUCUACCAGCCGAAUGUGUCCCCUCAGCAGAUCUACGCUCCAGCGGGACAUCAGAUCUAUCACCCGACACCAACCGUUUCCCCCAAUCAUCAGCUGUACGGAAAUGUUCUGAAUGCACCAAUUACCAACAUAGGUUACUCGACCACCUGGCAUGGGGCUAGCGAUUACAGUGUCUAUCAGAGCUCAUACCACUACCCCACGGCGGAGUACAUUCCCAUGAUUGGCGAUAUUGGAACCUACAAUCACCCAUCGGAGAUAACCGAACUAACACCAGUUGCGUCCUCACAUCACCACCGGGGACACGAACCGCUAGCAGCUUCCUCACCGGUCCCCAUCCAGUACCACCACGGGCACCAUCCGACGACAGGUUCGUCAGAAACCGCCCUAAUGGGCAGCGGAAACACCGUAGGACAUCACCAUUGUUCUUCGGAAAACCGAUCGCCCGAACCGAACAGCCACGCCAGUGCGAACCAUGCGCUACCGGGAUCUCCUGGAGGGGCAUCUGCCGCCGUCGCCCUUCAACAGAGCCCGACCAGAAGCGGUUCGAGUGGAGCUUGGACCCCGUUGACCCCGCCGCAACAAUCGUCACACAUCUGAAAGUUAUGGUACGGUGCGUUAGGCACCGUUACUACCGUUAGGUACUUUACGCCGGUUGGAUACUGGCUUAAGCGUUGUAGGUAGAUUGUUUUAUAAAAAUGUUCGCUUUAGUUUAAUUUACGAUAGAAACAAUGUUCUUAUUUAGGCAACUUAUUUUUAAAUUACAUGUAAGAAAUGUUGAAUGAAGAACAAUAAAUUAAAUAGUACUUUG
Molecule: messenger RNA, 3153 nt
Organism: Aedes albopictus (Asian tiger mosquito)
Lineage: Eukaryota; Metazoa; Arthropoda; Insecta; Diptera; Culicidae
Gene: byn
Product: T-related protein
Exons: 6
Coding region: 1098-2942 (614 amino acids)
Biological process (GO): heart morphogenesis; mesoderm formation; positive regulation of DNA-templated transcription
Cellular component (GO): nucleus
Molecular function (GO): RNA polymerase II cis-regulatory region sequence-specific DNA binding; DNA-binding transcription factor activity, RNA polymerase II-specific
Source: RefSeq, a predicted model, not a curated record